Molecule: messenger RNA, 1055 nt
Organism: Daphnia pulex (common water flea)
Lineage: Eukaryota; Metazoa; Arthropoda; Branchiopoda; Diplostraca; Daphniidae
Exons: 3
Coding region: 1-939 (312 amino acids)
Source: RefSeq, a predicted model, not a curated record
AUGAGUAAUACUCCAGAACACAGUUCAAGAAAAGAUAACAGAGGAAAACGGAGGAAAUUAUUUUCUGGGGAAGAAGGAACAGCAGCAGAAAGUCACUCUUCCAAUGAAGAAAGGGCAGGGAGAUGGGAGCGUGCUUCUACCUCCAAAAGUGUUGAUGCUGUGGAAAUGAGAAAUUCUGUUGUCGAAGAAGAAAAUUGUUUCUACCAGAAUGCAGCACAGGCCUCUCCCACACAAUGCCCUAAAGCUGGAGACGUGACGCCUAAACAUAGUCUGCGUAUAAAAACACCGGUUAAGAACUCCGUCCCAGAGAUGAAAAAAGGAUUCGGAGAUUGGAGCAUAGAAGAACAAGAAAGACUCCUCUCCAUCUUUAAAAUCGGUUUUGAUGGAGAUUUCAAGAAAUUGGCGGACCAAUUUCCCAACCAAACUGUUGAUAGCGUACGCUAUCUAUUCACUCAAUUUGAGGAAGACAGGGAUAAGGCUGCUUGGGAAAUUGUUUUGAACACAAAAAUUGAAGAACUGCGCCAGAUGAAAGGUGUUGACUACUCUGAAAAUCUGCCACUCCACUUCCAACUGCACUCUGGAACAUACCCAGCUCAAUCUCCAGUCGGAAGGGUCGACUAUGGAGCUAUUUACGCCAACAUAGCAGCAUUGAUGCGGGGUGAAAUAAUCGACAAUCUUGACCCAGUGACAAAGAUGCACUUUAUCGGGCUGUGGAAUGUGCACAAACAACGUAUCCUGGCUGGACCAGAAGUUCCCUUUCCGGAAUUCAAACCAAAAGAGGGAUCUGCUCUCGAAAGGAAGAUGGAGUUAGCAGAACGAAGAUCUGAGAUAUGGGCUGCUGACGAGUUGGCAGCAAAGGAAACUAUUCUUUCGGAAGACGUUCCUACUAUCGAAGAGUUUUACUUGUCACAUGCGUCACUUAACCCUUCUAAUGGAUAAAUUUGAGCUUUAAAUUAUUUAAAAAAAUUGAAAUUCGAUGUUACGUGUUUUGCUUGAAAUCGUUUCGGCUUAAACUGUGUUUUAAUAAAUUCAACCUGCCAUUGCAUACUAAUCAA